Molecule: messenger RNA, 1740 nt
Organism: Penicillium longicatenatum
Lineage: Eukaryota; Fungi; Ascomycota; Eurotiomycetes; Eurotiales; Aspergillaceae
Exons: 3
Coding region: 1-1740 (579 amino acids)
Cellular component (GO): mitochondrial matrix
Molecular function (GO): L-glutamate gamma-semialdehyde dehydrogenase (NAD+) activity
Source: RefSeq, a predicted model, not a curated record
AUGUCUUCUACAUCUCUCCUGAGCAUGCGCUCAUCCCGAGUUUUCUCUCCUCGUCUCCGCCCCAACCUUUUCAAGCCCUCGAUUCAAGUCCGGGCUAAAACCACCUUGCCUUUCCGUCUUCCCGACCCUCGCAAUGAACCCAACCCACUAUACAAAAGAGGAUCGGAAGAGCGUAUCAAGCUAGAAGAGGCUCUUGUCAAGCUCCGGGCUCAGCUUCCCGUCCAAAGCGAUAUCGUGUACGAUGGCAAGGCUCAAAAGAGUGAUCAGUCCUGGGACCAGCUCUUGCCUGCCGAACAUGCCACUGUUUUCACCAAUUAUCCCCUUGCAACCAAAGAGCAGACAAAAGAUGCCAUCGAAGCCGCACUUAAGGCAAAGAAGGACUGGGAAGAGACUCCAUUCGUCGACCGCGCUGCUAUCUUCCUGAAAGCUGCCGAGCUGGUGACUGGAAAAUACCGCUAUGAGUUAAUUGCGGCAACCAUGCUAGGCCAGGGCAAGAACAUCUGGCAGGGUGAGAUCGAUGCCGCUGCCGAGUUGGCCGAUUUCUUCCGCUUGAACUGCAACUACGCCGCGGAGAUUCUCGAGAGACAACCUACCCGUGGCAGUGACGGCAUGUGGAGUCGUCUGGACUACCGUCCCCUGGAAGGAUUCGUCUAUUCCAUCUCCCCAUUCAACUUCACCGCAUUAGGUGGCAACUUGAUCUCUGGCCCGGCUUUGAUGGGUAACGUUGUGAUCUGGAAACCCUCACCAUCCAACGUCUACGCCAGCAGCAUCGUCUACAAGAUCCUUCUCGAAGCUGGUCUGCCCCCGAACGUUGUCCAAUUUGUUACCGGAGACCCAGAGACAAUCAAUGACGUUGCUCUAUCUCACCGCGACUUCGCCGGCCUGAACUUCAUCGGUUCCUCUGACGUCUUCCGCUCUCUGUACGCUAGGAUCGGCGAGGGCAUCGGAAAGAAGACAUACCGCGAGUUCCCCCGUGUCGUUGCUGAGACAAGUGGCAAAAACUUUCACCUCGUUCACCCCACGGCCGAUAUCCCCAGCGCAGUCAAUCACACUAUCCGCGGUUCCUUCGAGUAUCAGGGCCAGAAAUGCUCUGCUACCUCCCGUCUAUACCUGCCUGAGUCCCGGGCUGAGGAGUUCUUCACUCUGCUCAAGGCUGGUGUGAAGGAAAUCACUAUUGGAAAUCCUGACAAGAACCUCGAGGCCUUUAUGGGUCCUGUUAUCCACCGUCGCUCGUUCGACAAGAUCAAAUCUAUCAUUGAUAAUUGCAACAAGGAUUCUUCUCUGAAGCUCAUUGCUGGCGGUACCACUGAUGACUCUGUUGGCUUUUAUGUUCACCCAACCGUCUACCAGGUUGACUCGGCAGACCACCAGCUUUUCAACGAAGAGAUCUUUGGCCCCGUGCUUGCCGUCUACGUCUACCCCGAUGCUGAGUGGUCGUCUACUCUGAAGAAGGUCGAUCAAGCAGGCGGUGGCUUUGCCCUGACUGGUGCCGUCUUUGCUCAGGAUCGCCGAGCUAUCCGUGAGGCAGAAGAUGCUCUCCGCUACUCUGCCGGUAACUUCUAUAUCAACUGCAAGACUACUGCUGCCCUCAUUGGUCAACAAUCCUUCGGCGGUGCUCGUGCUAGUGGUACCAAUGACAAGGCUGGUAGCUCUGAUGUUCUGCGCCGAUUCGCCAGCCCUCGUCUGAUCAAGGAGGAGUUUUUCCCUCAGCACGGCUUCACCUACCCCAGCAACCACUAA